Molecule: messenger RNA, 894 nt
Organism: Frieseomelitta varia
Lineage: Eukaryota; Metazoa; Arthropoda; Insecta; Hymenoptera; Apidae
Product: ceramide-1-phosphate transfer protein
Exons: 4
Coding region: 149-784 (211 amino acids)
Biological process (GO): intermembrane lipid transfer; ceramide transport
Cellular component (GO): cytoplasm; cytosol; membrane
Molecular function (GO): ceramide 1-phosphate binding; ceramide 1-phosphate transfer activity
Source: RefSeq, a predicted model, not a curated record
UCCACGAACAGCAGAACUGCACUUGUCACUAGCUGUUUUUCAUUAAUAUGCUAUCUUUGAUCAGAUAAGGUGGUUUAAGUUUCACCUGCGUGGCAAGCGAGUUAGUACUCGUCAAUCACUGUGUUGUGUUUGAUACAGUGACGCGAAAAUGGCUGAAGGCUCCGAAUUAAUGUAUUUUGAUCUCAGACUGGUUCACGAUCACUUCGAUCGAGCACUCUUACAAGACGACGAUAUUGAUCUCAAAGCCUAUUUGGAUGCCUACAAUGAACUUUACAAAUUUUUCCAACUGAUGGGCAAUGUUUUUGCUUUUGUAUCUUCUGACUUGAAGGAAAAGAUUCAGAUACUGAAUGAUUUGAUGAAUAAGGAUGAUCAGAAUUAUACCACGAUAAAAUCCAUGAUACAAUAUGAAAAGGAGAGCAAGAUUCUGGACAAGGGAGAUUGUACGAAUGGUGCUCGUACACUGUUGAGGCUUCAUAGAGGCUUAGAUUUUAUUAGAGAAUUUUUAAGACAAUUGGGAGAAUUGUCAGACAGUGACAAAACCUCCAGCUGUUGCCAAGAUGCUUACAAUAAAACAUUAGCCAAGCAUCAUCCAUGGGUGAUUAGAAAGGCAGCAAUAGUUGCUAUGUAUACAAUGCCCACUAGAGAAUUAUUAUUUAAAAAGGUCUGUGGUACAGACGUCCAAAGGAACGUCGACGUUUUACCAAAGAUGUUGGAAGUAACCGCGGAUGUAUUUAACCGAACGCACAAUCUCUAUAAUUUUCAUCAACUUCACAGUCUACCAUAAGAAUGCAUUUAGAAUAUAAAUUACAUUGUACUUUCUUCUUGUUGCUCAAGAAAGCACGCAACAUGAGCAUUCCACAUUCGAAAUGUGAUACGUUGCCAUAUAUUGAAUAG